Molecule: messenger RNA, 1993 nt
Organism: Anastrepha obliqua
Lineage: Eukaryota; Metazoa; Arthropoda; Insecta; Diptera; Tephritidae
Exons: 5
Coding region: 1-1773 (590 amino acids)
Biological process (GO): regulation of apoptotic process; apoptotic process
Molecular function (GO): nucleic acid binding
Source: RefSeq, a predicted model, not a curated record
AUGGAAUAUAAUCCUCGAUUCACAACAAAAACAGUGAAGCAUGGUGGCGCUAAGGUCAUGGUAUGGGGUAGUUUUUCGUAUGGCGCCGUAGGUCCAAUAUAUUUAAUCGAAGGCAUUAUGGAUCAAAAGGUUUAUGUGAGGAUAUUAGAAGAAUUUAUGAUACCCCAUGCCACAUGGAAUAUGCCACUAAAAUGGAUAUUUCAACAGGAUAAUGAUCCUAAGCACACGAGUAAGUCAGCGAAAGAAUGGUUCAGAAUCAAUGGGAUUGAGCUUAUGCGCUGGCCUGCUCAGUCUCCCGACCUCAACCUAAUAGAAAAUCUAUGGACCGAUAUUAAAAAAUGUGUUGAUCAACAAAAACCCACCAAUUCGAAAGAUUUACGGAAGGUGGUAAAAGAGGCAUGGGAAGGAAUCCCAAUUAAGCGUUUUCAGGAUCUCAUCGACUCAAUGCCACGAACUGAACGUUUAUUUCGCCAGUCUUUCUUGCUUUUUACUGCGAGGAAUAUUCAGCUGUCCCCCACUAAAUCCACGGCGUUUCUCAUUGCCACCUGGACGAAGGAGGUCAAACUGCAUUUAAAGGUGAAGGUCGAUGACACACUAAUGCAGACCGUUAACAAUCCCAAAGUUCUGGAUGUCACCUUCGAUAGUUUGCUCUACUGCUUAGCGCAUACAAGCGCAAUUGCCACUACGAUCCACAACAAGGCCCUCGAAUCACCAGCCGACAACACUUGGGCCAAAGACAAAGAAAUGUUGCUGGUCACAUUUAAAUCAAUCAAGGAUGUCACGCGCAAUAUCAAAAAGGCCGUAGUCGCUGGCACGCUUGAGGAGUUGCGCUCGAAAGUGGCUGAAAAAUUUGAGCAUGUCGAUGACCAGCUGCCAACCAUACAUUUGGAUUCCGAUGGCACUGAAAUCGAUGAUGAGGAAUAUUUUCGUACGCUCGAUGAAAAUACGGAAUUGAUUGCGGUAUUCCCAGGCGAACAUUGGAUUGAUCCCACUCACUAUGUUACUAUUACCAGUCAUCGUGGCAGCAAUAGCGGCAUUGUUGGUGGUGGUGGCAAUGGUGUAGGCGUUGGUGGUGGUGGUGGUGUUGAGCAGCCUGGCGAUACCACCGAUGCUGCGGCUGAGACGGCGCGUAUCAAACAAUUGGUCGGACAACUACAGAACAACCUGUGCAAUGUGUCGGUUUUGAGUGAUCCGGACUUGGAUUCUUUGUCGAAUAUGGAUCCCAAUUCUUUGGUGGAUAUAACGGGCAAGGACUUCAUGGAGCAAUUGAAGGAUUCAGGCAGACCAUUGUGUGCAAAGCGAAACGCUGAGGACCGAAUUAACCUGUUAAAGCUGUUACGCGAGGGCGCCAUUUUCUGCUCCGAACGUUAUCCGGAAGAUGCGGAGGCCAUUGAUAUGGAGAUCAGUCGACAAUUGAAUAUGGAUGUAGCGCAAACAACAACAACAAUUACAACAAACACAAAUACAACAACAACUAUAACAGCAAACACAACUACAGUAAAUAUUGGAGGUGUACUGACAUCUCAGCAACAACAACAACAGACUAUUACAACAAACAAGACAAUCGAACAAGUGCAAAGUGUAGCGGCGGCGGCAGUAGCGGCAGCAGCAGCAGCACAACGCAUAGCGGCAAUGGAGGCACAAAUGACCUCCGUCGAUGUGGUGACCAUCGUCGAGACACACGCGGCGGCAACAGCAAACACACACAAUAAUAAUCAGCAAAAGACGAUGACAGCUGGUGGCAACAAUAAUAACAAAACGAACGAUAUUUGACUACCGAUUUUCAGUAGUAUAACUUGAAAUUUGGAGAGCAUCUGCAAGGAGAAGGGUUAAGUGUACGAACGGCAUGGUAGAGGAAGGCGAACGGUUGCAGCUUUUAUUGUGGCUGAUGAAUUGAUAACGGUAAAUCAAUAUGUAUUGUAUGUAAUUGACAGUUAACGUACGGCUUAUGUGUAUGCGAAGGUACUACAAUAAAAAAUUGAAAUUAGUUUUA